Molecule: messenger RNA, 3855 nt
Organism: Hippoglossus stenolepis (Pacific halibut)
Lineage: Eukaryota; Metazoa; Chordata; Actinopteri; Pleuronectiformes; Pleuronectidae
Gene: ikbkb
Product: inhibitor of nuclear factor kappa B kinase subunit beta
Exons: 22
Coding region: 182-2413 (743 amino acids)
Biological process (GO): positive regulation of transcription by RNA polymerase II; tumor necrosis factor-mediated signaling pathway; peptidyl-serine phosphorylation
Cellular component (GO): IkappaB kinase complex; cytoplasm
Molecular function (GO): protein binding; ATP binding; IkappaB kinase activity
Source: RefSeq, a predicted model, not a curated record
UCUGCAGGUUUACAGGAAACACGAGAACCAGGAAGUAGAAAGUUUGUGGAGAUUUGUUUGUGUCGCCAAACUUUCAAAUGUUCAAAGUUUAACUUUCGGUUUAGAGGCCGGAUAAACACCGUGUUAAAGAAACUCAGGUGUAAACGUCACCUUCGGGGUCUAAGGACCAGCUGAGGAGGCCAUGAAUCGAGUUCCCCUGCAGCAGCAGCAGAGCUGUGGGUCCUGGGAGCUGAAGGAGCGGCUGGGAACUGGAGGCUUUGGGAAUGUCACAAGAUGGCAGAAUAAGGACACAGAGGAGCAAAUUGCUUUAAAGCAGUGUCGCCAGGAGCUGAGCGAGAGAAACAAAGAGAGAUGGUGUCUGGAGAUCCAGAUCAUGAAGAGGUUGGACAAUGUUAACGUUGUUGCAGCCAGAGAGGUUCCUGAGGGAAUGCAUGAGCUGGUGUCCAACAAUGACCUGCCCCUGCUGGCCAUGGAGUACUGCCAGGGAGGAGAUCUGAGAAAGUAUCUGAACCUCCCGGAGAACUGCUGUGGAAUGAGGGAGGGCUCUGUUCUGAUUCUGUUACGCGACAUCUCUUCGGCUCUGACCUACCUCCACAAUAAAAGGAUCAUCCACAGAGAUCUGAAGCCAGAAAACAUUGUGCUGCAGCAGGGAGAGAAGAGAUUGAUCCACAAGAUUAUAGAUCUUGGCUAUGCCAAAGAGCUGGACCAGAGCAGCCUGUGCACAUCAUUUGUGGGAACUCUGCAGUACUUGGCUCCGGAGCUCAUUGAUAGGCAGAAGUACACAGUCACUGUGGACUACUGGAGCUUUGGGACCUUGGUGUUUGAGUGCAUUACUGGAUAUCGUCCUUUCUUACCGACCUGGCAGCCCUUCCCCUGGUACAACAAACUGAGGCUAAAGGAGGAUCAUGAUAUUGCUGUCUAUGAGGCCCUCUCAGGGGAGGUCCGCUUCUCCCAAUCUCUGCCCCAGCCCAACAACCUCAACAGUCUGUUGCUGAAGAAGAUGGAGAAGUGGCUGCAGCUGAUGUUUAAGUGGUCGCCUCAGGAGAGAGGAAAAGACCCCAAAGCUACGCCCAGCGACUGCUUCUCCCAGCUGGAGAUUAUCCUGCAGCUCAAGCUGGUUCACGUCCUGAACAUGAUGUCCGCUAAGAUCCUGAUAUACUCGGUCUCGGACGAUGAGACUGUGGCCGACCUGCAGCUGAGAAUAAAAGACGACACUGACAUCCCUGCAGCCAAUCAGGAGCUGCUGCUGGAGGCGGGAUUAGUCUUGGAGCCUAAUGGACUGGCCACGCAGUGUGCCGUGGAUUACAAAGAAAUAGAUGGGCGACGGACAGACUUGCCCUUGGUCUUCCUGUUUGAUCGCUCCUCUUGCAGUUAUGAGCCUCAGUUUACUCCUCGCACCCUCCCAGAAAACAUCCGCUUUGCCCAAACGAAUCCCCUGCACCCUCUGGCUUACAGCCCUCUGAGGAGGACUUGUGGCCAGGCGUGGCAGACCAUCUUCUCCCUGAAGGAAGACUGGCAAAGACUGCAGCAGGGGCAGAAAGCUGCCAUCAUGAGCCUGCUGAGGCACAACUCUUCACUGUCCAAACAGAAGAAUGAGAUGGUGUCCAUGCACCAGAGGCUCAUGGCCAAGCUUGACUUCUUCACCACCAGCCUUCACAUAGACAUGGACAAAUACCAGGAGCAGACAGCCACCGGGAUCGCAUCAGAGAAGCUCCUCUGUGUGUGGAGGGAGAUGGAGCAAACUGCUGCCGGCUGUGGUCAGGCCAAUGUGAGUGAAUUGGAGGAAGAGAUGAUGCAGCUGCAGCAGGACAUAGUGGAUGUGCAGAGGCAGCCGUGGAGGAGUGGAGAGGCCCUGGACACAUUAGAGGGAAAGGCGAUGGAGAUGUUACGCAAACUCAGAGAGAAACCCAGAGACCAGCGGUGUCCAGGAGACAGUCAGGACGUGGUGCGCCUGGUGGUUCAGGCUGUGCAGUUCUACGAGAAGAAGCUCAAGGACUUCUACACUCACCUCAGUAAGACCGCCGUGUGCCGUCAGCGUGUGAUGGAGCUGCUGCCGAAGGUGGAGGGCGUGGUCCAGGAGAUGGCCGAGAGCGAACAGGUCCUGAUGAGUCUGCAGGAGAAACGACAGAGGGAGCUGUGGAACCUGCUCAAGGUCGCCUGUAGUAAAGUUCGCAGCCCAGUGAGUGGGAGUCCUGAUGGAUUACGAACCACCUCGUCGGUGCCUCCUCUGCUGACCCCCAAACAAAGUUUACAGCAGUUGGAUGAGUCUCUGGUGGAGCAGAGCAGAACGUUCGAGAGUCGACUGCAGAGUUUGCUGCAGGACACCAUGCAGGAAUCAGAAAACAGUAUGGAGAUGUUGAGUGAGUGGACGUGGCUGAACGGAGGCCAGAGUUUCUCCAGUGAUCUCGCCUAAAUUCAGUUUCAUUCAUGGAUUACAUGUGGUGCUGUGCUGCCUCUGUGUGGAUGGGAGGUCGCACUGCACGGAGACAUGGUACCAGCUGUUCUGUCAAUGUGAGUGGAGUAACAAUGCAAUAGAUGCUGGCACAUAUUUGCUGAAUGGGAUUAGAGAGUAGGUACAUCUGUUCACUGCCGAUCAUCAGAGCACUGAAGCCAAUUAUUACUGCAAUAAUGAUUCACAUCAGAGAAACUUCUAAUAUAAUUAUUUAUUGACCUUAUCUGUACGUUUUAAAAGAACCAUCAAAUGAGUUGGGGUAGAAUUGCACAGUUCAACCCUUCCACUGAUUUCAUCAGAUGAUCCUAGGUGUAGGAUGUGUAAUUAAAAUUAAAAUGUUUAUAAAAUCCCAGUUACAACAUUCACAGUAUGAGGAGAAGUUUGCUCGAUAUCCCAGAAAUAUAUUUUAACCACAAAUUUUCGUUUGAGAAUACAUGAAUGUAAAUAAUGCAUUGCAGUGAUCUGAAAUAUUUCCAUCCUCUUUAUUUGAAAAUACUUUUGCACAUUAAUCACAAGUUAAAAAAACAUAUUUCAGUAGUAUUUUAAAGAAGAUGUGUGUCAGGUAACAACAUUUUUAUCAGAUUUUAUUUGUUUCUUAAUGCAGCAUUGUUUUUUAUUGCAAAAUUUAUUUUCACUGAAUAUUAUGUAAGUUUAUGAGUAAAUAUGAAUGUGAAUUUGUUUUUCUACAUCCUCUGAUAAUGACAAAGGGGUUUAACACAAAAACAGGAGCACCAGCACAGUGUGGUGCAGUCCAGUUUCCCUGCAGUGAUUUCAAGAGAUUCAAAAGUUUUUAGUGUGACUCAAUGUUUGUGGAGACGACACAUGCAUAUCCCGUUAUACUCCCUUGGCCUGGUUCAAGAUGGUGUUGAGUACAGAUGAUUCAUGGUCUAAAGCAUAACUUUUGAUUUUGAAAAUGUUCUUUGUUGAUUUUAAAAAUGGUCAAAUUUAUUGUAAAACUGUGAAAACAGUUUGUAAGUUAAAUAGAUUUAUGCAGUAUUGGCCUUUUAUUUGUAUUGCAUUUGAAUCUGUGAAUUUUAGAUAAGACUGCUACAGCACAAUGUUGUACAGCUGCAUCAUGAGAUUUUUCACACUUACACAUCCAAUCUGUAUCCUGAGUAUUGUCGGUCGACUGUACUGUACAUAGAUAAUUCACAGUGAUGACAGAUGUUACAUUAUCCUGAUGGUUGUUUGUGUACAUACUGUUACGAUUGUAUUAAUGUCAGAAUAACAGAAUGUUAGACGACAUCCCUCAUUGAAUUUUCUAUCUUGAACAGUGUUUUAUUUUUCUGUAAAUGACGUCUUCUUCGAUUCAUUCCAAUUUUUCUAAGGAUGAGGCACAAGUUCUUCUUCCUUUGCUGUUUCAUGUCAACCAAAAUAAAAUAAAAAAACACCCAUUGAUAUGA